AUGCCAGGGGUGGAAGUCCGCUGGAACAAUUUGCUGAUAGAGCUCGAGCCUCCUCGGCGGCCCCUUUCCCAGCUCCUCCGCAAAGCAGUCACCGCGCUCUCUUCGCCCCCCUCCACAUCCAAUGGAGCAGUCAAACCCGCUAGGCCCUCCCCAUCGCCAACUCCGACAGCCACACAGCCCUGCCGCCCUGUCAUCCUCGACGCCGGCAGCGGCUGCCUUACACCCGGGCGCAUGUGCCUGCUGCUGGGCCCCCCUGGAGCCGGGCGCACCACCCUUCUUAAAGCCCUAGCAGGCCAGCUCAUCCCACCCGCACACCGCAGCAACUCGAGUCGCGUCCGGCUGCCCGUUACCGACCAGUUUCGCUCAUCACCAAACUGGAACGACGGCACCGCCGGUGGUGGUGGUGGUGGUGGCGGUGGCGGUCCCGGCAAAGCUGCGGCGUCUCAGCCGGUGGUGCGGGCUGGCCGAAUCGUACAGCACGGCACUGUGCUGUACAACGGCCUACCGGUCGAUGGGUCGGCGUUUGAGGUGUCUCGCGCCGCCAGCUAUGUGGGCCAGACGGAGCUGCACUUGCCCGAGCUGACGGUGGCUGAGACGCUCCACUUUGCUGCGGAGUGUCAAGGGCAGGGUGGCGUUGAACGUUUGCGUGCUCUGCUUUUGAAGCACGAGAUGGAUGCGGGCAUUGCCCCGGAUGACCCGGACCUGGAUUUGCUGCUGGCUCUAGCUAGGGGCCCCUUUGCGGCACGUGCGGUGGUGGAGAUAUUGCCCGCAUGCUGGGUAUCGACCACGUCAUGGACACGAUGGCGAGAUGGCUGUGGGGCUUUGCCAGGUCAUGCUGAUGGUGGGCGGUGGUGGCGCUCCUGUCCAUUGAAGUCCCUGAACUGCUGGGUAACCUUGCUGGCCACAUUACUUCAACCCUCCCCAGAUGUGGUGGAUUGCUUUCAUGACGUCAUGCUGCUGUCCGCCAGUAAACUGCUGUACCACGGGCCCAAGGAAGAGUUGCUGCCGUACUUCAGGUCCAUGGGACUCGGCCCCCUGCCGGGGCAGUCGUUGGCUGACUUCGUGCAAGAGGUGUUGGCGAGCCCCCAGGACCAGGUCAAAUACCGCGUGGCCCGGUCCACAGUGCCGCCCUCGCUGCCGCCCCCUCCACCCCCCAUGUGGGCGGGUCGCAAGUGGGUUUCACCCAGACGAAUGCGCAAAGUUUUUGAGGCGAGCGAUGUGGGCCGCGAGAUGGCGGCUCGACUCGCGGAGCCGCCGUACACCCACCCUCUUCAGGAGCUGGCAUUGCGCAAGGAGCGAUACGGCACUAGUACGGCAAAGAUGUGGUUGGCGACUGGUUUUAACUUCGGCCCUAUGUACUGCAACCGGCUGGGGGUGUACUACAAGCAGCGCGAUCACCGCUUCUACUCCCCCAUGUCGUACGCGCUGGCGUCGGUAAUUCUGCGACUGCCGGACGUUAUCGUACAGGCGGUGUCGUUCAGCGUGAUGGUGUACUUCUCCGUGGGGUUUACCAUGGAGACGGGCAGGUUCUUCUUGUUCAUGUUCAACAUGCUGCUAGCCGGGUUGAACAGCAUCACCACCUUCACCCUAAUCGCAUCCGUCAUGCGCAGCGAGUCCGCAACACAGGGUGUCGGUGCCGUGUUCCUCAUGGUCAGCACGCUGGUGUGUGGAUUCCCCAUUGCGCCAGGAUCUAUUCCCAGCUGGUGGAUCUGGAUUUACUGGCUGAUGCCCAUGAGCUGGAAUUUCCGAUCUCUGGUGGUCACUGAGAUGACGUCACGGUCAUGGCACCCGGUGGAACCCUCCCGAACGGAUGGACCCACCAUCACCGUCGGGCUGGCGGCGCUCGAGAUGCGCGGCAUUCCCUCGGACUUCAAGUGGGCUUGGGUUGGACUGGGAAUGGUGGCAGGAAUGUCCGUACUACAGAUCGUAUUGCAGGCUCUGGCGCUGACGUACCUGGGACCCCUCCGCGCCUCUGGUUCCGGCCCCGAACACGAGCACGACGACGAGCAUGACAUGGACGACCCCACGCACCUCUUCCUCCGCCAACAACAGAACCUUGACGGCGUCGGCCACCUGAGCAGCCGCCGACUAGAAACACCGCCGCCGGCGAUGACGGCGUCGGCCGCUGUUGACGUCGUACUUGGCGCCACUGGCGACAGUCUUACAUCAUCGUCCGCUGGGUUGCCCAUUCAGGGGCCCAUCAGCGGCAGCGGCAGCGGCAGCGGCAGGAACACCGCGGUGGGCUUUUCAGCGCCGUCGUCCGUGCCCGCUGCAACGGCGCUGGCCAACGGAAACGGUAGCGGGUCACUUCUCGUACGGCCGCCGCUGCCGCCAAGCCCUGCAUCGGCGGCAGCAGCCGCCACGGCGUUAGGUGCGGAGCUGACGGCCCCCGGCGGUGUCGGGUCUGUGCUGCUCAAGACGAGCGGAAGUGGUAGCAGCAGAGCGCCGGCAGCGUGGGCAGCAAGUGGCGCCGCCGCCGCCACGGCGACGGCGACGGCGACGGCGGCCGCGGAUGACGGCAACCAGGUGUUGGCUUUCCGGCCGGUGGUGAUGGCGUUCCGUAACGUGUCAUACUUCGUGAAACCUAGCGGAGAACCGCUGCCUCUCGCGCAUUUGUUAACAGACAAGAAGGAGCUGCAGUUGCUGGACCGGGUCAGUGGCGUCUUCCGACCGGGAGUGCUCACAAGCCUGAUGGGCGCCUCUGGUGCGGGCAAAACCACCUUAAUGGACGUGUUGGCAGGCCGCAAGACGGGGGGCCGUGUGGAGGGGGAGCAGGCGGUGGACGGAGCACCCAAGCGCCAGUCAACCUUCACUCGCCUGACGGGCUAUGUGGAACAAGUCGACGUGCACAACCCGCAUGCCACGGUGGAGGAAGCGAUGCUCUUUUCAGCCCGGCUAAGAGUGAGCUCAGACAUGCUGCCGGCGGCAAACGCCAGGAUGUUCGUGAGGCACAUGAUGAAGGUGGUGGAGCUGGGUCCCCUAGCCCACCGGCUCAUAGGUGCGGGGGGAGCCAGCGGGGGGCUGUCCACGGAGGCUCGGAAGCGGCUGACCAUCGCGGUUGAGCUGGUGGCCAACCCCUCCAUCGUCUUCAUGGAUGAGCCCACGACAGGGCUGGAUGCCCGUGCCGCCGGUCUGGUGAUGCGGGCGGUUCGUAAUACGGUGGCCACGGGCCGUACGGUUGUGUGUACAAUCCAUCAGCCCAACCGGGAGAUCAUGGACUGCUUCGACGAGCUGCUGCUCCUCAAACCCGGUGGCCGAUCCAUCUUCUUCGGACCCCUGGGUCGGCGACAGUCCGACCUGGUGACUUACCUGAGCAGCAUACCGGGAGUUAGCGGGUACGAGCCGCACAUGAACCCGGCGGAAUGGAUGUUGGAGGUUACUUCUCCCGCGGCGGAGGCUGCACUGGGUCUGGAUUUCUCAGCCGUGUGGGAAUCGAGCGAGCAGGCAAGCCACCAAUGA
Volvox carteri f. nagariensis is the source of this 3459-nucleotide messenger RNA. Its product is annotated as ATP-binding cassette transporter. Gene Ontology annotation, molecular function: ABC-type transporter activity; ATP binding; ATP hydrolysis activity. The coding region runs from base 1 to 3459 and encodes 1152 amino acids. The transcript is spliced from 25 exons. The record is from RefSeq and is a predicted model, not a curated record. Lineage: Eukaryota; Viridiplantae; Chlorophyta; Chlorophyceae; Chlamydomonadales; Volvocaceae. Gene Ontology annotation, cellular component: membrane.